AUGGACUUUUCCUCUUCACCUCCCGCCAGUCACCGGCGAUUCAACAUCGAGGACGACGACGACGAGCUGAGCGUAGUAACACAAUCACCCUACUUCACACAACCCACCCAAAUCAUCGGGCGAUCAGCUUCACGAGCUCCAAACCCCGCGACCUCCUCUCCGAAAUCGAUCGUCGAAGUACCUGCCUCUUCUCCGUUCCGCCCGCAAGCUGCUCAACAGCGGGGAGGCCGAAUAGCAAACCUCAUGGCUCCUGCCGGUACCGCGUUUAGGGCGCCAGCCCGUCAGACUCUGGCAAUUACAAAGACGGCACCAAAGCGGGAGUUCGUCAUGAUCUCGGAUGACGAGUUGGAUGCGCCAAUCUACGCCGGGGGGGAUUCCUCGGAUGACGACGAACCUUCCAGGGGUGAUAUUCGUCCGUCUUCAUUUCAACCCAAGGAGCCGAAGACGUCAAACUCCACGACCGGGAGCCAAUCGCGUGCUGGGAAACCUAAUUCCACGUCCGCCCCUGCGAGCUUCGUAACGAGCCCGGAAAAAUCCUAUGUCUUACAGAAAGAUUGGGUGCCACUCUCAUCCCCUACUUCGUCGCUCGAGAGCUUUGAGUCUUUGCGACAGCUUUCUCCACCGAAGCCAACCCGUCGACGCCUCGUACAAGGCCGUCGCCCACGCGCUGUUAGCCCCUCGAGCCCCGUGUUGAAGCUCAGCCAGCCCUCACCACCUCGGCCGCAAUUGAUUGACCUUGUCAGCGAUGACGACGCGGAUGAUGGGUACAAACAGCCAAAGGCAUCCCCGCAACGAGGUUCUUCGCCGGUGGAGGAUGAGGAAGAAGAUUCCUUCGACGAGCGGGUUCUAAACUACCUGAACACUUGCGACGUCAUGCAGCUUGUCGCGAUUGCGAAUGUCAAGGAGGACAGCGCGAAGCUGAUGGUCUCGCGCCAACCGUUUGGCGAUCUUGAGGAAGCCCGCAACGUGACCAUAUCGCAGAAGAAGCGCGGCAAGAAAUCAGCCAAGGUCUCUAUUGGAGACGAUAUUGUCUCGGCUGUCAGGACAUACGCGCGCGCGCUGGACGACAUAGACCACAUCAUUGCCGUGUGUGAAUCGCAAGCCGAGUCGCUCAAAGGGACAACCUCGAAAUGGAAUAUCGACCAGACUGGCCAGCUUCGCAACGACUCCAAUUCCGACGACGGAAAGCCGAUGACCCCGCUCAGCAUGGAGGACUCUACAAAGCUGGUGGAGGCGCCGCUGCGUCAACCGAGGCUCAUGGAAGGCUGCACCAUGAAGCCCUUUCAAAUAUACGGGCUCAAUUGGCUUUACCUGUUGUAUAAAAACCAGUACGGCAGCAUAUUGGCCGACGACAUGGGCCUCGGCAAAACAUGCCAGGUCAUCUCGCUCAUGUGUGCGAUCGUCGAAGCAUGGGAGCGAAACGGUCAAAAGGAAACCGACCGUCCCUGGCCAAACGUUAUCGUCGUCCCGCCGUCCACCUUGGCGAACUGGGCUGCAGAAUUCAAGAGGUUCGCCCCGAAACUCAACGUCACGCUCUACCAAGGAAGCCAGGCGGUUCGAGACGAGAUUGCCUACGAUAUCCGGGAGGACCCAUCAAGCCAUCAUGUGGUUCUGACUUCGUACACGCAACUUUCGAGGAACGACGACAUAUCCAACCUCCGUCACCUGCGGCCGAUAGUAGCGGUGUUUGACGAAGGCCACAAGAUGAAGAACCCGAAGACGAAGUUGUAUAGAGAUCUUCUGCGAAUCACCGCCACAUGGCGCUUGGUCUUGUCCGGUACACCUGUUCAGAACAACCUCAUGGAGAUGAUCGCUCUUCUCCAGUUCGUCGAGCCUAGUCUCUUCCAAGCCCACUUCGAGAAUCUGGAAGCGCUGUUCAACCAAAAAGUCUCCCUGACGGCCGUUUCCAAGGGGGCGCUGUUACAUAGCGAGCGGGUUGCGCGUGCCCGAACAAUUCUUGAGCCCUUCAUCCUUCAGCGGCGGAAGGAACAGGUACUUCAGGACUUGCCGCCCAAGACGACCAAGGUUGUCACUUGCAAGAUGGAUCCGGUCCAGGAAGCCAUUUAUCGGGGCUACGAGAGGCGGUUUAGGAAGUCUGACUCCCAGGAGGCCAGCACCGGCGUGAAAGAAGGCCGUGAAAACGAUACGAACAACGUUUGGAUCCAGCUGCGGAAAUCGGCCAUCCACCCACAACUGUUCCGGCGGUUCUUCAAGGAUCGCGAUGUCCAGAAGAUAGCCGAGGUCUUGAUGAAGAGGGUCCCUCAGGCAGAGUUGAAGCAGCCAAAGCUGGAUCAUCUCACAAACGAGCUCAAGGCUCUGUCUGACUUCGAGCUACACCUCUGGUGCAGAGACUACAAGUGCAUCAAGGGAUAUGAUCUCCCUGACGACUCCUGGACGGAUUGUGCCAAAGUCAAGGCACUGCUAGAACUGGUUCGGGGAUAUCAGGCAAAUGGGGACCGCGCACUCGUCUUCACCCGGUUUGCUAAAGUGAUUGAGAUUCUCGGAGAGUGCCUCGCGUCGGAAGGCAUUGAAUAUCUGUCCCUUCAAGGAAACACCGAUGUCAGCGCACGGCAGGAGCUGAUCAACGAGUUCAAUGCCGACGAAUCCAUCCCUGUCUUCCUCCUCACGACAGGGUCUGGGGGCACGGGCAUCAACCUGACGGCGGCAAACAAGGUCAUCAUCUUCGACCAAUCCGACAACCCGCAGGAUGACCUCCAAGCCGAGAACCGAGCCCAUCGGCUGGGGCAAACUCGGCCGGUCGAGAUCAUCCGGCUCAUCAGCGAGGGAACCGUCGAAGAGCUCGUGUACAAGGCAUGUGAGAAAAAGCUCGAGCUCGCCAACAAGGUCGUUGGGUGGAACACGGUCGACAUGACCUCUGGCGAGAUGGAGUCGGCGGUAAAGAGUCAGCUGCUACAGCAGGCUCCUUCGACGCCUCCGGACGAGGAUUGAUAUCGGGUAUUUAAAGAAGGCUUCUUUUCGGCUGCACAUAAGUUUCAGCCCGCCUGCCGCCACAAGACAACAUCGGCUAUCUCAGGAGAGACCUCUACGGCGACGAUGUUUGGGUCGGGGACCAUCACACAUGUCCCGCCCACCCGAAUUUGCUCCUUUGGCUUCGACCCGCUUUGCUUUCCGUUUCGUUAGGCAUUUACAGGGAGCGCGGUUCUGCUUUUUAGUCCCUGUGGUGUUGCAUGAUCAGGUAUUGGGAUACACCCGGAGCAGCAUCGGCCAGACGGGUCGGGACUUGGGGUAUGGAGGCACAAGUCCCGCCAGGACGCUGGCCGGCGCAGGUAAAAGGCCAUAUUUCCCCACGAAGCGUCUCUACAACAAUACAUAGACUACUACCUAGACGAGGUAGCUUAGAGACAAUUAGAUAUAGAAUUCUGGGACCUGGAAAUGACAGCGGUCGAUUUUGGCAUAUUGCCGGAGAGUUCUAAAGUGAU
This is a messenger RNA of Chaetomium fimeti, 3440 nucleotides long. RefSeq names its product SNF2 family N-terminal domain-containing protein. NCBI's taxonomy places the organism in Eukaryota, Fungi, Ascomycota, Sordariomycetes, Sordariales, Chaetomiaceae. The coding region runs from base 1 to 2949 and encodes 982 amino acids. The transcript has 2 exons. Gene Ontology annotation, cellular component: nucleus. Gene Ontology annotation, molecular function: ATP-dependent chromatin remodeler activity; DNA binding; ATP binding. The record is from RefSeq and is a predicted model, not a curated record.